AUGGACAUGGACACAGGCAGCAACAACACAGCCACCCAACUCCCCUCCUGCGCCGACACCGAGGACGACGACACCACCCUCGGCCCGCUCACGCCCGUGUCCCGCCACCACUCGGCCGGCUUCAGCAGGCGGCGGGAGUCCUCGUUCUCGGAGGCGGCGGCAUCGUUCACGACGGAGGAUUUUGCGAGGACGCCGCAGGAGGCGGCGGGCGUGGGGUUUUGCAGCGUGGGUGCGGGGAUGGUGCAGGUGGUGCAGGUCUCGGGGAAGGCGGCUGUGGUGGGGGGAGAUGAUGUGGGGUUGGGGGAUGAGGAGGAGGAGGUGGGGGAGGUGGGUAUGCUGGUGGUGAAUGGGAAUGGGAAUGGGGGAGAGGUGGGGAACGAGGGGGAGGAGAAGGACGUGGAGAUAUAUAUCAAUGGCGCCCUCUACACCCUCCACGCCGACGCCAUCCUCCGCCCCACGCCCACGCCCAUGCCCACGCCCACAGCCCUCCCCAUCCCCACCGCACCCUUCACCGGCUACGCAAUCCGGUCCAACAGCAUCUUCAAGCCCCUCGGCGGCAGCCCGGCGGCCAUCGACCUCACCACGCUCUACCGCGUCACGCCCACCUCCACUACCACCCCCAACGGCAAUGACAGCGAAAAAAACACCUACCACCGCAUCAAGCCCGUGCAGCAGCUGCUGUCCCGCGGCACAAGUGGCCAGGAGGAGAAUAUGUACAUCUACGACAACCAGCAGCAGGGCUUCGUGCGCACAGACACAACGGCGCGAUUCCCAGCUGAGGAAGCACUAUCACUGCGCGGCCUGGGGGAGCCGGGGGAGGUGGGGGAGGGGAACUGCGAAGAGCUAUUUGCGUCAGCAGAGCGUGCGCUGCGGCGGGUAGAGCGGGAAGAGGCGGUGCGGCGGAAAAAGAGCAAGAGCAAGAAGGAGAGAGAGAAGAGGUUCCCGUCCAUUGCGACGCAGGUGGCGCAGUUCCAGCCGAGUCACAGCUCGCCGCUGGCGGGGCCGGCGAUUGCGUUUCCACCGCCGCUACCACCACCACCGCAGACACCGCCGCCGCCGGUGAUCAUCGAAAGACUAGUAUCUGACCAAUCGACAGGUACGGGCGGCGGGCAGGGCCAGAGCUCAUGGCUGAACAUCGAUCUACCGCUACAGCGCCCCGGCACACCCGCACCACACAGCUCCAUCUUCACCGAAUCCGCACCCUACACGCACCCGCUCCCCCCCGUGCCCACCAUCCCCGCCGCCGCCGCCCACCACAACCACCCCCGCUCCCGCGCCCCCUCCGUAACCAGCUCCAUCACCUCCCACAUCUCCCAAUGGACCACCCGCUUCUCCCCCCGCCGCAUCUUCGCCCCCGCCACAGCCUGCCGCACCCCCCAGCAGCAACAACAUACAGACCUCUACGCCCCCGCCAUCACCCUCCAACAGCUAGUGAACGAAUGCGUACUAGUCCUCUGCCUCUACGGCCACCGGCGCUCGCGCGACCCGCGCAUCGCGCGCCUGCCGCUGCCAAACGCCGUCAGCGACGACGACUUUGACGACCGCGAGCUGCUGACGCAGAUGCGCGCGCGGUAUAAUGCGCUCCGCGGGUUCUGGCGGCGCGUGUUGUCGCUGAGGGGGUUGAGGCGCAUUGCGGUUGUUGAGUAUCACCGCGCAGAACGUCACGUUUCGUCCACGUUCCAGGGACCGACGCAUUCGCCUACUCGGCUGCUGGAGUGUUAUCUGCACCCAUACAAGUGCACAGGCGAGCGGCACUGGGUCGAGUGGGCGCACCGGCUUUCGCUCGAUGAGGACCGCUAUGCGCUGGAGUUUGUCGAGGCGUGGCGGGCGGACAAGGUUGUUCUUGCCGGCGUGGUGCCGCUGUCGCUGAGCGUGAUUGCGGGCGUGGUGUGGGGGCUGUAUGGGCCUGACCAGAGGCACCUGGCGGCGUUUGUGCUCGCCAUAUUGGUGGUGGUGUUUGGGUGGUCGGUGGUGGCUUUGAUGGCUGUCGUGAGCUAUCUGGUUUAG
This is a messenger RNA of Morchella importuna, 2007 nucleotides long. RefSeq lists its product as uncharacterized. Bases 1 to 2007 code for a protein of 668 amino acids. Lineage: Eukaryota; Fungi; Ascomycota; Pezizomycetes; Pezizales; Morchellaceae. The record is from RefSeq and is a predicted model, not a curated record. The transcript has 3 exons.